Vidua chalybeata is the source of this 4964-nucleotide messenger RNA. It is a transcript of the gene KIF27, whose product is annotated as kinesin family member 27. Gene Ontology annotation, biological process: microtubule-based movement; mitotic spindle organization. The record is from RefSeq and is a predicted model, not a curated record. NCBI's taxonomy places the organism in Eukaryota, Metazoa, Chordata, Aves, Passeriformes, Viduidae. Gene Ontology annotation, molecular function: ATP binding; microtubule motor activity; microtubule binding. The coding region runs from base 216 to 3710 and encodes 1164 amino acids. The transcript is spliced from 17 exons.
GGCACCCUGCGGCAGAGGGGCACGGCACGGCACGGCACGGCACGGCACGGCACGGCGGCCUCCGCGGCUCUAGCGGCUCCCGACACUCACGCGCGAUACGAUACUGGCUGCUCCUCAGUUGCAGACAGCUGUGAAUGCGGUGAACAGAUCUGUGGUAACAGAUUUCUUCUUGGCUAUGUCAGUACUGAGUGGGAAGCACAAGUGUGGAGUUUGGCAUGGAGGAGAUCCCAGUUAAAGUUGCAGUCCGAGUCAGACCUCUGCUUUCCAAAGAAAUACUUCAUAACCACCAAGUGUGUGUCAGAUUAGUCCAAAAUGCUAAACAAGUUAUCAUUGGAAAGGACCAUGUCUUCACUUUUGAUUUUGUAUUUGGCAAAAACUCAACCCAAGAAGAAGUUUAUGCUGUUUGUAUUAAGCCUCUUCUAGUGUCUCUGACUGAAGGAUACAAUGCUACAGUGUUUGCAUAUGGACAGACUGGUUCUGGGAAGACUUACACCAUCGGUGGUGACCACAUUGCAUCAGUUGCAGCGGAUGAAAGGGGCAUAAUCCCACGGGCUAUUCAGGAAUUAUUUCAUCAUAUUUCUGAACAUCGAAAUAUUAACUUCCGUGUGAAGGUAUCCUAUAUAGAGGUUUACAAGGAUGAACUUCGAGAUUUGUUGGAGUUGGAGACCUCUGUGAAAGAUCUACAUAUCCGAGAAGAUGAGAAAGGAAAUACAGUGAUUGUCGGUGCUAAGGAAUUCCAAGUAGAAUGUGCAGAUGAAGUGAUAAGCCUGCUGGAAAGUGGCAAUGCAGCUCGUCACACAGGCACAACACAGAUGAAUGAGCACUCUAGUCGAUCUCAUGCCAUUUUUACCAUCAGUAUUCAUCAGAAGCAGUCUGCAGAAUAUCAGAAUGCUGCACAGGAUUCAAUCGCUUCAAAGUUUCAUUUUGUGGAUUUGGCUGGAUCAGAGAGGGUAGCAAAGACUGGAAAUACUGGUGAACGCUUCAAAGAAUCAGUUCAGAUCAAUAGUGGUCUCUUGGCCUUGGGAAAUGUCAUCAGUGCCCUUGGAGACCCAAAAAGGAAAAGUGUACAUAUUCCAUAUAGGGAUGCUAAAAUUACUCGUAUUCUGAAAGACUCCCUUGGAGGAAAUGCCAAGACUGUUAUGAUAACAUGUAUAAGUCCAUCCUCACUGGACUUUGAUGAAUCUUUAAAUUCCCUCAAAUAUGCCAACAGAGCAAAAAACAUUAGAAAUAAACCAGUAGUAAAUUACAACCCAGAAAAAGACCGAAUUGAUGAAAUGGAACUUGAAAUCAGAUUGCUUCGGGAAGCUUUGCAGAGCCAGCAGGUCAGUAAUCAGCAUUUACAUGACUUAAAUGAAGAAAAAGCCCGUAUCAGUUCACUUGAGGAGCAGCUCACUCGCCUUCAGGUUCAAUAUUUCAGUUACAGAAAUUGUGUAGAUGAAGCCUUACCUUUUCUGGUUGAUUUGAAUGAUGAUGUUAGCUUAAGAAGAAGCCAGCGAGACAGGUUGCAGAGCUGGAUCACUAUGGUACAGAAAAUAAGGAAGGAAGCUCUCAUCGUCCAGGAGACUGACACAGGGACUGAGACCAGCCCUGUACCACAUCACAUUACAAUUCUUCAGCUGAAGAGGGAACUAAAGAAAUGCCAGCAGGUACUACUUAUGGAUGCAGAACUAUUUAGCCAGAAGAAUCAUGAAGUGCAGAUACUGCAGAAUCAGAUAAAGGCAUUACUACAAGAAAAGAAAGAACAACAGGAAUUUUUAAAGGAGGCUCAAGAAACACAAAGAUUACAGACUGAGAAAAUGGUGGAACAACAUAUAGUCAUUGAUCAGCUAAAAUUGAAAUUAGAGAAGUUUACAGAUGCUAAAGCUUUAGAUUUCCCAAGUGCUUAUGAAGAUGGGCCGGCUGUCAUGGCAUUUGCUAGGAGGCCCUACAGUGUCUCAGUCACAAAAAAUCUGCGCCCUCUUCACCUACCUUCAGGGACAGAGAUCCAAAAGGGGUAUACCAGCCCCCCCAUCUUGUCUCUGGCCCAGAUAAUGGCAGAAUUCCAUAUUCGCAGACAGAUUAUACUGAGCAAGUUAGAAGAUCAAGACGAAGUCCUUCACUGCCACCUCUCUGAUCACAGUGAUGAAGAGGAAGACAAUGCAGGCUGCAAAGAGAAAACCUCAUAUAAGCGUUCCAUAAACCGAACAUGGACACAAAAUCAUACAUCUCUGUGCUUUCUUCCUGAUGUAAGUGGCAUGAAAUGUCAAGUAGACAAGUCUGGUUUGUCCAAUAAAUCUGCGCUACAAACUGACACAACCACAGGUGAAGAGAUUGACAGCCUCCAGAAAAUCCAUGUUGUUAACAUGCAGAAGUUAAAGAAUUCAGAGUUGAGACUUGCUAAGGCUGAGCAAAAAAUAAAAGAACUUGCACUUAAUAUCAAAAGGAAAGAGGAACUUAUUAAGGAUUUAGUAAGAACAGGUAAGGAUGCUCAGUCUGUAAGCAGGCAGUAUUCUUUGAAGAUAAGUAACCUGGAGCAAGAAAUUGAGCAGGCCAAAAGAGAAGCGGCUGAAACACAAAAGCAGCUUCAGGAGCUGGACAGUAAAGAGCUGAGUGAUAUUCCUGAGAAAGUCAUGUUACAGAAAGAGUGCCAGAAGAAGAUGGAGGCAGCAAAGUUGAAAGUGCAGACCUUACAGAAGAAGCAGGAAGACACCAAGAAUUUGGCUUCAUUAUCUAACCAAAGUGAGAGAGAAGCAAGAGAACUUGAGCAGAAAGUGGCUCAGAUGAAAUAUCAGCAAUCCCAAAUACAGAAGAGAUUGUGUGAGGAGAGUGAAAAGAAGAAGCAACUGGAAGCAGAGCUUCAGCAGGACCAGCAACAAAUUAAAGAACUUCAACUUAAGAUGCAGCAACAACAGAAGAUCCUUAAAAUUAAGGAUAAAGAAAUUGCUGCUUUUAAAAAGAAGAAAAAUAACUCAGUGGGAACUCCACAGAAACUACAGAAAUUAGAAGAGCAGAAGAAGUGGCUGGAUGAAGAAAUGGAAAGAAUUCUUCAACAGCACCAACAAUUAGCAGAACUAGAAGAAGAUUUAAAGAAAAGAGAAGCCAUUGUAGCAAAAAAAGAAGCAUUAUUGCAAGAGAAAUGCUACCUGGAAAUCAAGAAACUAAGAUCUAGCCAGGCUUUGAACAAAGAUAGUAUGAAAUUGUCUACCUGCUUAAGUAUGCUGGAUCAGGAGCUGUGUGAUAAAAGUAUGCAGCUUCAGGGCAGCACCACUGACAAGUCAGACAUUUUGGAAAAAGUUCAGGCUCUCCAAAUGGAAAGGGAUCAGCUGCUCAGAAGGAGAAAUAGUAUGGAUGAGAAACUGAAAGAUGGUAAAGUGUUGUCAACUGAAAUUGUUGGCCUGUGUGAGUCUGAACGAAAAUUACAAGUGCAAAUUGAAGAACAGGAAAUGAAGUCCAUACGCCAGAAAAACAUGAUGCGUGAAUUAGAAUCUGCACUUGAACACAUCAAGUUGCAGUGUGACAGGCAGCUGACUCACCAGCACCAAGAACAUGAGAAAAAAAUACAGUUAAUAUUGAAUAAUUUCAAAGAACAAAAUAGUGAAGGUAUUGCAGAAACCCUGAAAGGGUAUGAAGUAAAAAUCCAACAACUGGAAAAAGAUUUAUUUUUCUAUAAGAAAACCAGUAGAGAGCUGAAGAAGAAAUUGAAGGGCCUUCUUGGAGAGUCAUCUGAAUAAUUAUUGUAUUCCAGUAAAUAAUCCAGAUGUACAACAGAGCUAUUCAUGUGGAGGAGAAAAGAAGGUUCAGUUUCAUCACUGUUUCUGUUGUUUCAUACCUCUCAAUGCCACCACAAUACCUUACAUAUACAAUAUAGCCUUCUUGGCCUGUUGUUGUUUCUUUUUAAGGCUCAGCAAGACUGGUUCUUCCUCCCAGCGGAUGCUUCUGUUUCUUUCACUCAGUGCCGUGCCUUCCUACAGAGAGAUGCUGAUCACACGCCUCUACUCACAGAGUGAAUUAGGGCUCAGCCCUUUCCCUCUAGGCAAGAUAAUGAGCCUUCAUAUUCAUUACUAUAAAGUACACUAUCAGACUAUGAACAUGAAUAUUCUAGAGACUGGAUAAUGAGUGAGCAUGGGAAAGACUAUUCUGUGUCUAGUAUACACAGAAGCAUGUGGUUUAGGAUAUGUAUCUUUGUGGGCAAACACGUAGCCUUGGCAAAUUAUAGCAGUAGGAAGAAGGGAGAACACCCCUGUGAAUUUCCAACUUUUUCCAAUGCAUAUAUUUGCAAGUUUUGUAAGAGAUACUCUGCAUGGAGUUAUUUUUCUUUUUAGUCCAUUAUGAAAUAUGUUGCUAUACAAUGCAAUUAAACUGUAUUUUGUUACUGAGCUUUAGAAAUAAUAAAAUCCCUGUUUGUAUAUUGCAGUCAAAUUUGCAAAUGUCUUUUGUCUCUUGUAUUAGUAUAGUUGCUGACUGUUUUUCAAUAUAUGAAUAAUUUCAUAUUUGUCAUGGUUGUUUUUAGACUGCUUACUGGGAUACAUGACAAGUUAGAAUGGUGAACCUUGUAUUAACAGCACCUUCUCAGAUGACAGUAAUGGCAGGUACCACUUAUGUUUUUGUAGAUGGUGAACUUUUUGAGUAGAAAGGGCAAAAUGUGAGGUGCGGAUAACUUUUUUCCAUGUUCAUGCUGUGAGUUGCUGAUACUGUAAAACCAUAUUGCCUACCUAUGUCAAGCACUCAGAGAAAUUGUAACUUUUAGUUAUUUAUCGGCUGAUAAUUUCAUUCUAGGUAACAGUAUUGGUGUUAUCCAGUCAAGAGGAAGCAGAAGUUGCUUCUGAUGAAUUCAAGUGAAAACAGCUGUUAACAAAGUUCAUGUCUUUACUAACUACAAGUAAAAGUACUUUUUGAAGUAUCAGAAAACUCCCAUUCUGUCAGUCUGCUCAGUGUAUACUUUAAGCAAUGAAUAAAAAUAGUAAUAAAAUAAUUUAAAAUAAUUC